Molecule: messenger RNA, 648 nt
Organism: Neohortaea acidophila
Lineage: Eukaryota; Fungi; Ascomycota; Dothideomycetes; Mycosphaerellales; Teratosphaeriaceae
Exons: 1
Coding region: 1-648 (215 amino acids)
Biological process (GO): protein import into nucleus
Cellular component (GO): nucleus; cytosol
Molecular function (GO): nuclear import signal receptor activity
Source: RefSeq, a predicted model, not a curated record
AUGUUCGGCAUCAUCAUCUCCGGCCGCCCCGUCGACGCAGCCCCGCAACAAAUCACCGAAGCGCAAUACGUCUUCCGCAUCCCGCCCAACCCGCCCUUCAACCACAUCGUCCUCUUUAUCCUGCCCGGCGUGCAGCUCCCCCCUGACACCGCCGCCACGGUUUACGUGCAGAUUCCCCCGGCUGCGGACUUUCGACUUCUAGGCGGCAUUGGGCCGGGGAAGGAAAGCGCCAUUUUCAAAGUCAGCGGGAUCAAGGCUGGCAAUGGGACGGAUGCUGAUGGCGAUGUUAUGACUGAUGAUCCGGCCACGGUUUCUGGUGCGGCUGCGUCUUCUACUGCGAAUGGUGAUAUUGUAGUCGGGGUAUCUAUUGAGCCGACGGCGCAGGUGGAGCAGCAGCUCGCGAAUCUGAAGACUGGCACGCCUCAGGGCACCGCUCCCGGCGGUGCAAUGGUACUACGGAACUCGAGUUCUGAUGGCCCGGUCACGACCAAGUUGCUUGCGCAGAGGAUCAUCAAGAAUGCAUUCAAUUUCCUGGCGAGUUUUGGGAGUGACACGGUGCCUUUGAAGGCGUUUGAGGAGUGGUGGAAGAAGUUUGAGAAGAAGGUCGAGUUUGAUCCAAGUUUUCUGGAGAGGGAGGAGCAAGAGUGA